This is a messenger RNA of Miscanthus lutarioriparius, 1227 nucleotides long. The record is from the annotation of a GenBank genome assembly. NCBI's taxonomy places the organism in Eukaryota, Viridiplantae, Streptophyta, Magnoliopsida, Poales, Poaceae.
AUGGCAAGCACGAGUUGGGCUGGCAAUAUGCACGCGAGCAUGUUGACAAGAUUGUCAGAUAAGCUGAGCAGAUUCGCCUGCGGAUUCUCGCCAUCGGCGAUAAUGGCGCCGCCGCACCACGACGUUGAGCUUGCAGAGGCUUGUAGGUUUUCCGACUAUGCUGGCUUCAGCUCUGCCCUCCUGAUGCUCUCUCCCAAUAGGGACAACGAGAACGAAUCAUUAUCAUCGUCAUCGUACGCGUCAUCAAGCUCACGUAUCACCGCCGCCGCCGAGGCGCUGCAGGAUCCACCGGCGGAGGACAAGGAGACGACCCUCCCGUGCGUCGCGUUCCCGUCGCAGCACGGGUACAUGGUCUUCUCCCUCGCCGAGGACCGCUUGCGCGACGGCGUCCGGCUGCGCCCGGUCACUGGGCGCCGGAUCGUGCCGUCCCCGUACGGAGGGGCUCUGCUCGCCACGGACCUGACGUCUUUCAGGCACCCGUCCCGCCUCGUCGAUCCGUUCACCGGCGAGUCCAGGCCGCUCCCGGACCUGCCCGUCCCACUCUGGUACAAGGAGCCAUCGUCGGUGUGCGAGCCCGAGGCGCCGCGCGUGCAGGGCCGCCGCCGCGCGGUGCCGCCCACGGACGACGGCUUCGCGUGGGACCGGUCGCCGCGCGGCGUCAUGAUCGCGCGGGGCGACACGCGCACUCUGGUCACCACGGUCAUUGACGCGAGGACCCUCGACAAGGUCGCGGAUAUCUGGCCGCCGCGUGGCGACUACGACGACGCCGUCGACUGCGUCCACCUGGUCGCCUCCACAGACGACGUCUUCUUGCUUGUCCACCGCGCAAGGGACAUGUAUUGUGAGCUGUUCUCCGAGGUGUACCGGGCCAGGCACAAGAAACCAACGCCGGAGUGGUCCAAGGUGACCGACAUCGGCGACCGCGCGCUGUUCGUUGACAGGCUCCAUGGCUUCUCGGUGGGCGUAGGCGGUGAGGACACCGCCGCCGGGAUAAAGAGGAACUGCGUGUACACGAUCAGUGCUACACCGGUGGAAGACCCGCAAGGGCGCCGCGUUGUCGUGUACAACGUCGAAGAGUUUCACUUGGAUAGGCCGGAAGUGGGAGGGACGCUGGAGUGUCGGCUCGGAGGCAGCCAAGUUGAGCAGAUGUGGGGAGAGCCAUAUUGGAUGAUCCCAAUGAGCAGAGAGGAUCCGCAGGAGGUUAAUUCCAUUGUUACUGGCACUUAG